This is a messenger RNA of Dichotomopilus funicola, 2028 nucleotides long. RefSeq lists its product as uncharacterized. The record is from RefSeq and is a predicted model, not a curated record. Gene Ontology annotation, biological process: protein sumoylation. The transcript has 5 exons. Gene Ontology annotation, cellular component: cytoplasm; SUMO activating enzyme complex. Gene Ontology annotation, molecular function: SUMO activating enzyme activity. NCBI's taxonomy places the organism in Eukaryota, Fungi, Ascomycota, Sordariomycetes, Sordariales, Chaetomiaceae. Bases 1 to 2028 code for a protein of 675 amino acids.
AUGAGCGCGGCAACCAGCAUAAACACCACGGCGGUACCCGCUGCACCGGGGACGCCGGUUCCUCCCGUGGUUCCUGUCCUGGUGCCGUCUGCGGCGCGCGAUACCUUUAACUCACAGUCGCUGGGGCGCGGUUUGAAUGCGCAUGUUAAACAGUCGCGAGUGUUGAUGGUUGGCGCUGGCGGCAUUGGGUGCGAACUUCUUAAGAAUCUCGUUCUUACUGGAUUUGGGGAGGUACAUGUUGUCGACCUUGACACAAUCGACCUCAGCAACCUCAACCGCCAAUUUCUCUUCCGUCAGGAACAUAUUAAGAAAUCGAAAGCAUUGGUUGCGAAAGAAGUUGCCGAAAAGUUCAAUCCAGCAGUCAAGAUUGUCGCCCACCAUGCCAACAUCAAAGACGCCCAAUUUAACAUUGCGUGGUUUAGCAGUUUCAGGAUUGUCUUCAACGCGCUCGAUAACUUGGAGGCCCGGCGACAUGUCAACAAGAUGUGUCUAGCUGCGGACGUGCCGCUGAUUGAGAGCGGCACGACCGGGUUCAACGGCCAGGUCCAGGUCAUCAAGAAGGGUGUGACGGCCUGCUACGACUGCUCACCUAAGGAGACCCCGAAAUCCUUCCCAGUCUGCACCAUCCGCAGCACACCAAGUCAGCCGAUUCAUUGCAUCGUUUGGGGCAAGAGCUACCUCCUCAACGAGAUCUUCGGAACAAGCGAGGACGAAUCCGCUUUCGACCACUCAUCUGAUGCCGACAACGCGACCGAGAUCGCCGAGCUCAAACGGGAGUCGGAAGCGUUGAGAAAGAUUCGCCAAUCGGUUGGGACCCCUGAUUUCCACCAGAUGCUAUUUGACAAGGUGUUUAACGCCGAUAUUGUUCGACUGCGGUCCAUGGAGGACAUGUGGAAGACGAGGCGUCCACCAGAGCCACUCGUCUACAAGGAUUUGCUGGAGAAGGCGUCGAGGGUCUUGGCAAACAAGGAAGCCGUUGUCAAAGACGAUCAGAAAGUCUGGUCGCUGGAAGAGAACUUGGUUGUCUUCAAUGACAGCCUUGACCGUCUGAGCACUCGCAUCUUGGAUCUGAAGCAGGCGGGCCAAGACGCCAUCAUCACGUUUGACAAGGACGACGAGGACACGCUAGACUUUGUGGCUGCGAGCGCAAACAUUCGAUCGGCGCUGUUUGGCAUCGACGGCAAGUCCAAAUUCGAGAUCAAGCAGAUGGCGGGUAACAUCAUUCCCGCCAUCGCUACCACGAACGCGAUCGUAGCCGGUCUCUGCGUGCUCGAGGGGUUCAAAGUGCUCAAGGGCGAGUACGACAAGACCAAGGAGGUGUUUUUAACCCCGUUUGCGCCCGCUCGCCUUCUUGCGUCGGACAGGUCCCGAGAACCUAACCCAGAUUGCCCUGUCUGCAGCGUGUUCCAGACUCGUGCCUACGUCGAUCUCUCGAGGGCCACACUGAAUGAUCUGGUGGAGGACUUCUUGAAGUUGGAGUUGGGUUACGGAGAGAAGGAGAUCUCUAUCAGCAAUGAGGUCGGCAUUCUUUAUGACCCUGACGAGACGGACAAUCUCACCAAGAAGCUGAGCGAGCUCGGUAUUAAAUCGGAUUCCUUCCUUACCAUCACUGACGAAGAUGACGACGAACCCUUCGUCAACGUGGUCGUCGCCAUCCAAGAAGCCGAGGAACCCCUCACGGACAAGCCCAUCCGCGGCAUCUCUGAACAAGAGAUCAAGAUCCCGAACAAACCCAAAAAGACACCCACCCCAGGGGUCGCCGCCUCUUUUACCAACGAUAGCACCAAGAACGGCAUUGGCCCCGACAAUGGCGCCAGCCGACAGCAAAGCGAGGCGGUGUCGGAGGUCAUCCCGGCCAAGCGGCCACACCCAGAUGAUCUAGAGGAUGCCGGUGCAGUUGUGAAGAAGGCCAGGACGGUGGCGGGUGCCAAGGGUGGUAACGACGAUGAUGAUGAUAUCGUUGUUUUGGACGAUGCUGCGGGCGGUAGUGCCGCUGGCGGUGGCGCGAUCGUCAUUGAUGAUGAUUGA